Messenger RNA from Naegleria fowleri, 921 nucleotides. RefSeq lists its product as uncharacterized. The record is from RefSeq and is a predicted model, not a curated record. NCBI's taxonomy places the organism in Eukaryota, Heterolobosea, Eutetramitea, Acrasida, Naegleriidae. Bases 1 to 921 code for a protein of 306 amino acids. The transcript has a single exon.
AUGAAUAAUACAUCCCCUCCAAAUUGCCUUGUUUCGGAAGCGAUCCGAAUUGGUUGCUAUUUGAAUUUAUCAAAUUUAAAAUCGUUCAUGUUGGUAUCAAAGAGUAUUUGUGAGGAAUUGAAUUCAGCUACUUCCGAAGAAAAAUUAUGGAAAUUUCAUUACGAACGAUUGAGUGUGUUGGAUAAAAAGCUUUCGGGAAGCCUACUUUCCAGAAAUCAUGAUGAAAAGCUGUUCAAAAUUAAAUUACAACAGCUUGUAUUAAGUAUUAAAUUUGAUAAGAUGAAAUCUAUAUUCUCUUCUAAAAAAGGGCAAUACAUUCUCUUGCAAGAUGUCGAAUUUCCAUCCAAUAGUAACAGCUUGGAAAGAAAUUCAUUACAAUUGAUAGAUCAUCUCAACAAUUUCCUCUAUUUCAAUAAUAAGAACAAGGGACAUGGAGAUAGAAUUCUCAAGUGCUUGAUCACAAUUAUUAGAGCAUUGAUAUCAAUGAGCGAGUAUCACGAUGCUCAAAAAUUGUUGUCGAUCUACCAGAAGGUGGUGAACAAAUUUAUUUCCUUAUUCUCUUCUGAUUUCUAUGGGUCAAUUUUUGAUUUUACACCAAAACACAAACCAAAGUCGGCUGUCAAGGCCAAAGCGUUAAAUCAUGUGAUUGAAUUGGAGAAGACAAUUGGACAUGAUGUCAUAAUUUUCUUACUCACUACGGAAGAAACCAUUUAUGCCCUAAACAAUUAUAAGGCUGUUCUUUUUGUGAACUUUUUAGAUCUAGCUCAACAAAAUGGCGAUCAUGAACUCAUAGAGUCUUGUUUAUUACAUGUUCUUCAGCAUUGGAAGAACAAAUCAAAUCCCAUCUUUAACAUGGUGAAGACUAAAAUUUCGAGUGACCAUCCAGAAAUUAUUAGAAAUGAGUUUAUUGAAAAACAGUGA